Messenger RNA from Mytilinidion resinicola, 1858 nucleotides. RefSeq lists its product as uncharacterized. NCBI's taxonomy places the organism in Eukaryota, Fungi, Ascomycota, Dothideomycetes, Mytilinidiales, Mytilinidiaceae. The annotation marks the transcript as partial. The record is from RefSeq and is a predicted model, not a curated record. The transcript has a single exon.
CCGCUCAUCUACUAGCUGGGUUGCCUCCUGAUAGCUCCGCUCCCGUAGUGGAAACACUCGGGAGUAAUGCUUUGAAACGGAUGUCUCGACCCGUCGCACACUCGCAGACAACAUUGCAUCCAGACAGUUCGGCUCUACAAGAGGAAUCGCCGGCAAGGCGUGCUCCUAGUGGGUUAUCUCAAGCGACUCCAAUCGAGCUUACGAAGUCUGAUUCAGAUGAUGUGGGAGCGCCCGGCAGGACCCAGAUUUCAAUUGCUGAAUCUGAAGCUCCAGGAAAUGAAGCAGUUCCCUCAUCUCCACCCGAGCCAGGAUCGCAAACAGGUCGAGCAAGUUCGCCUGAACGUAGAGACAUCAGCGACAGUGACGAGGAGAUGGAGUUCGCCAUACCCGAAGUAUUGGAGACCAGCAAGAUGGAAACCAAUUCGGCAUCUCAGGCAACUAGUACCUCGUUACAACACCGUGAGGCCCGAGGAGUCCCAGAACUUCAGGUAAAGGAGACCCCGCAGCUUCCAGGUCAUCGGAAAGUACAGCGAGACCUCGCUAAGCCUUCCUCCUCAUGGUCGCCUGUUCGACAACGGUCUAGUGGCCAAACAACUUCAUCUACUUCCGUUAUUCCCAGUACCUACGCUGAGCCUCGAGGCCAACUUAACGCAAGACUAAUCUCUACUAAGAGGGCCUCAGCGAUGAUCGAUCUCUCCUCAGACGCGGACCCUAUUAUGAUAGAUGAGCAACUAAACGAAGAGAUUAAUGCUGCCUCGCAGCGUCCGCCACCUGAAGUCAAAAGCCCAUCUCCCAGUGAGGCCAAAGCUCCAUUCAAUUCCAAUCAUUCUCCAAUGCUUCCGCACGUUUCGAGUAGCAAUCCGGGUUCGUUAGUCAAACGCAAAGCUGCUGAUCUUCCUGCUGGGUUUAAUAGCAGUAAAAAACCUAGAUCGGCUGGUCUUGGGCUUCCACGGGAGUCAGAGAUGGUAAAUGGCGAUAACAUGGCACCUCCUAUGACAAUACGAGAACAGAGACGUCAGAAAUUGAACAGCUAUAACACGACAGGUCCGGGACGUGCUGAAGAACAUCUCCUGCCAUCUCCCAAGUUUGCUACCAAUCGUAAAGAGUCAAAUGGACUCGUCGACAAGCACGAUUCAAGGCCGAACCAUCCGCCUUCUACCACGCGCUGGCCCCCUCGCUCUGACAAUGCUUCGCCGAAGGACAUACGACGAGGCAGUGAGCGUGUGCUGCAUGACGACCACAGGUCGCCUGGCGUCGAGCAAGCUCCUUCAAACACUGCUACGCACAAGAUUUCGAGGCCUGCGAAUCGCUCUGCUGCAAUGGAAACCGCGACAACCAAUCUUACGGAGCCUUCGCAAUCGCCUGGCGCGAUUGUAUUUUCGAAAUUCUCUCAAGCUUACCCUGAGUACAAGGGUACUAUGAAGCAAUUCAGAGGAAUGUGCAAGCAGAUACAGAAGCUGGAGGACGAGAGAAAAAAACUGCCCAGAUUAAUGUGGGAUGAUUACGUGAUAAGAUAUGAGAUGGAGUUCGUUGAGUACCGCAACGACUGCUUCGAAAACGGAGAUGAACCCGUUUCAUACUACAACUUCUAUGACUCAAUCAAGGAGCACAAGUUCAUGAAACAAAUCCUUAACCCAGAGGGGCUUAAGUCGGUACUCGAUCAGACCUCAAAUACUUCAACCUCAACCUCAACCGCGUUGAACCUUCCCGUUCGCCGAUCACCGACAUCCCCAGCGCAGUCCAGCAAUCCGAAGCGUACCCGAAAAUCCGUCCCGUGGGAACCCUCAAGUACGGCGCCUGCACAAAGUGGGCCCCCGCGAAUGUCACUGCCCUCAGCUUCAUCCCAACAACCAAGAAG